Molecule: messenger RNA, 482 nt
Organism: Alosa sapidissima (American shad)
Lineage: Eukaryota; Metazoa; Chordata; Actinopteri; Clupeiformes; Clupeidae
Product: E3 ubiquitin ligase RNF157-like
Exons: 6
Coding region: 1-459 (152 amino acids)
Biological process (GO): protein ubiquitination
Cellular component (GO): cytoplasm
Molecular function (GO): ubiquitin protein ligase activity
Source: RefSeq, a predicted model, not a curated record
AUGUAUGCCAUGUCAAAAUGUAAUGAAAACCUGAAGCUACCUGGGGGUGAGGUGGAAAAAGGCCGCUGCUGCUACAACAUCGAGUUCACCUUCGACGCGGACACACAGGUGGCCAUCACAAUCUACUACCAGGCCAUCGAGGAGUACCACAACGGAGUGCCCAUCAGAUACCUCCCUCAGGACAGCUCCCUGCAGUCAGAGACGGUGCACUUCAAACGGGGCGUCUGUCAGCAGUUCUGUCUUCCCUCACACUCGGUCAACCUGUCUGAGUGGGCCGACGAAGAGCUCCUGUUUGACAUGGACAAGGACGUCUACCCUAUGGUGGUGCAGGCCGUGGUGGAUGAGGGGGAUGACCAUAUGGGACAUUCUCAUGUACUGCUAGCAACCUUCGAAAAGCACAUGGAUGGCAGCUACUGCGUGAAGCCUCUGAAACAAAAACAAGUGGUGAGUUCAUGUUGAUUGUCAUGUUGUUUUGAUUGUCA